Messenger RNA from Otolemur garnettii (small-eared galago), 693 nucleotides. It is a transcript of the gene ANKRD66, whose product is annotated as ankyrin repeat domain 66. The transcript is spliced from 4 exons. Lineage: Eukaryota; Metazoa; Chordata; Mammalia; Primates; Galagidae. The record is from RefSeq and is a predicted model, not a curated record. Gene Ontology annotation, molecular function: protein binding. The coding region runs from base 1 to 693 and encodes 230 amino acids.
AUGACAUGCCUUAGGAAUGUCAGCUUCUCCAUUGGGGUCGCCAAUGCAUUAGAUACAGGGACAGAACAGAGAAAAAGUAAGGAUGAAAAGUUCUUUGCUGUCAUGGAGUUGGCCAAAAUGUCAGACAUGACAAAGCUCCACCAGGCUGUGGCUGCAGGGGACUACAAUUUAGUGAAGAAGAUUUUGAAGAAAGGGCUCUGUGACCCAAACUAUAAAGAUGCAGACUGGAAUGACCGGACCCCGCUUCACUGGGCUGCAAUCAGAGGGCAAAUGGAUGUGGUGCAUCUCCUGAUAGAAUAUGGAGCCAGGCCCUGCCUGGUAACGGAUGUGGGCUGGACCCCAGCUCAUUUUGCUGCCGAGUCAGGCCAUCUGAACGUCCUCAGAACCCUCCAUGCAUUGCACGCAGCCAUCGACGCCCCGGACUUCUUCGGUGACACACCAAAGAGGAUUGCACAGAUCUAUGGGCAGAAAGCCUGUGUGGCAUUUCUGGAGAAGGCUGAGCACGAGUGCCAGGACCACCGCCGUGCUGCCCUGCAGAAGGGGCUGCCUCUGGAUGACCGGGAUGGAGACUGGGAAGCCAAGAAAAGGGAACUGGAGCUGUCUCUUCCCUCCCCGAAUCAAAACACUAAUAACAAGAACAAGAAAAGCCGAGGCCGCACCAGGCCCAGCCAUACCAAGGAGAGGAAAGCGUGA